CCGCGCUGGCGUCGACGGUUGACCGCGAGCUUGUCCGGGCGUGAGGUCUUCAUUCGCUAGAGAGAAAGUGACCAUCUUCCUGUGUGGCUUGACACAUUCACUGUUCCCGCCGUUGCCGGCCCCGGAGCCUGGAGACCCCGGGAAUAAACGCGGUUUGGAGCUGGUUCCCCCUUCAGCAUUCCCGUCAAAGAGCUUGGGAUCGUAUUGGUGGCCGAGAGUCAGGGCAGAAUGAGAUGAGAAAAGCAAUGCUGCCUGGAUGGAAUGGUUCGCCACUACUUGCGAGACCCGAGAGACUGUCUGUUGUACUUGAGGGUGCCCCGGCCUCCAGGGCAAUCCAGCCCAAUUACAAGGCUGAAUGCGGGCGCCGUCUCAAUUGCAUUUAGAUAGCUCGAUCCGAUGGACCACCAAGUAAAACCCUAGCGACUCGAUAGCACCUGAGCUCUUGACGGUCACGGCAUCACAAUGGCGUCUCGGACUCCCUCUAUUCUCCCCCUGCCCCCCAAGGUGGCGGCCCAGAUUGAGUCGUCCACUUCCAUCACCAGCUUAAAUAGCGCUAUCUUGGGAUUAGUCAAGAAUUCACUGGACGCGGAUGCUCAGACAGUAGCCAUAACUGUGGACUUCCAAAAAGGCGGCUGCGCGGUCGAAGACGACGGGGAGGGCAUCCCGGCCUCUGAGUUCGAGGAAGGAGGAGGUCUCGGCAAGCUCCAUCAUACGUCAAAACUUAAUUCUUUACGAGAGGUAUACGGUUGCAAGGGUGUUUUCCUUCCGUCGCUGGCGUCGCUUGCAUUGCUCACGGUCACCUCUCGUCAUGGUCCCGAUUCCUCGACAAACUCCGUGACAUAUCACCACUCAACGACGAUCUCUAGGCUUUGUCCAGCUCCGCCACAUCAUGAGUUCGCUUCUGAACACGGUACCAAGGUCACGGUGACUAAUCUGUUCGGGAACCUCCCUGUUCGGGUGAAACAUCGCGCCCUGACGCUCCAAAAAGACGAAGAGAUCGAUAGGGAGUGGGACGACCUGAAGAGGCUAUUGACCGGAUUGCUGAUCGCGUCUACCAAAAUGCCAAAGGUCAUCCUUGAAGACGUCGCAAGGUCUAGAAAGCUGAUCCUUCGGGGCCGAAAGGAAAGGCCGGGAAAUUUGAGACAGCCAACAAGUUACCCCGGUGACUCCGCUAUUGAUCUUGCUCAGAUACGCUCCGUCCUCUCUCAAGCCGGCUAUAUUACCUCCACAGAUCCCGCGUCUUGGGUUACGGCGUCAGCUCGAGCUUCGGGUAUCUUCGUUCAGUCCGCCAUAUCUCUUACACCGAGUCCUACCAAGCAGGCGCAGUUCAUAUCGUUUGGGAUUAACCCACUAAAUCAACAAUUUAAUGCGAACGUUCUGUAUGAUGAGGUCAAUCGACUAUUUGCAGCUUCUAGCUUUGGCUCAGAGGACAGCAGUACGCCAGAGAUUGCUGAGGAGCUUCGGGGGCUGAAUCUGAAAGACAGUCAACGUGGAAGGGAUACACCGGUUGAGAAAAGGCAUAAAGCGCGGGCAAAAGGCGUAAAUAGGUGGCCAGUGUUUUACAUCCGAAUAAAUCUAACGGGACAGGACACCUUGACUGGCGAGCAAAACGGGCCAUUAUCUUCCGAAAAAUCUCUUGAAGGGAUCCUCAACGUCCUUGUUGCGAUGAUUCGACGGUUUCUCGAACAAUAUCAUUUUUCGCGACCGCGGAAUCUCAGAGGUGAGAAGAGAACACGGGACUUAUCUGCCUUGGCCACCGUAGAAGAGAAGCUCGGUAAAAGGCCCAGGAGCUGUGCUGUUAUCCCUUCUUCUUCUUGUUCUGUCGUCGCCGAGCCUAUUCCAUCCGUUCACGAGGAGUUUUUGAAUUCUCGAGUUAAAUUACCAAACUAUGCUGGUAGCUCUACAGCUUCUCCAGGUUACCCCAAAGGUGAUUUUACAAAUUGGACUAGAGUUAAGGUUGGAAGCAACAAAAAUGUUCAAGAACAAAUACGCUCCGAACUGGCACAGGAAAGGAGAAUACCGACUGAGACCCUAAACCGAAGACCCGAAAACGAAGUACAAGAGGGCCUUCGUCCCUUGUCCUCUUUGUCGGCUCCGGUAUCCAUGCAGUCUCGACCCUCCAGCAGAUCACCAACUUGUGCCACUCCAAAGAUACAAUCAGAGGAACAGGCCCCGUUCUCUAUAGAUGGAGAGGCUGAUAGCCUUCAACAAGGUCCUAGAGACAAUAUCAUUCAAUGGACGGACCCUUUAACUAAAGAGGCCCUGAAUAUCAACGAGCGCACCGGCCAAACACUGCCUACAAACGGAAGCAAGCGUAUUCCGUUUCGUUCCAUAAGCCUGUCCUCCCGGCAGCCUAGAACAUAUCGCGCGGACGGAUCGCGCCCUUCUUCGCCAACGCCGUGGAUUGACUGUGUCCUUCAAAAAUGGAAAAAUCCUGUUUUUGGUCCGUUCGAACGCCCAAUACCAUCAAUAAGGCCUGCUACCCCAAACCAAUUAGAGCAAGAAAAUACGGGGCUUUCCAGGGUAUUACCUAUCGCUGCAGAUUUCGAAAAUGCGUGUUCCUCAUCAUUCACUGGUCGAUUAACAAAAUCCGGUCUUACAAAUGCACAAAUCGUGGCCCAGGUGGAUAAUAAGUUCAUAUUGCUGAGGAUGAUCGAAUCGCUGGGCGACAAAUCAGGUUUCCAGCGGAUCUUGGUCCUAGUCGACCAACACGCGGCAGACGAACGGAUUCGCGUGGAGCGGCUAUUUGACGAAUUAUGCGGUUCGUCACCUUCUCAUACAGUGGAUACUACUCCCCUCCCAGAGCCGAUCCUGUUCAAAGUAUCGUCUGAGGAGGCACGAUUAUUUGAAUCCCGAACAGAUUAUUUCGCCUCUUGGGGCUGUAGCUACUCCACAUCCAGGGACAAAUCAUUCCCGCACGCAACAGUGGAGGUAACCACUCUUCCGACGCUCAUUUUCGAAAGAUGCAGAGCAGAGCCGAAACUAGCCAUUGAUCUGCUUCGAUCCGAAAUUUGGGCACGCAAGGAUGAUAAAACGACUUCAAAGCCGAAAGUCGCCUCGGCCGCGUCCGCGUCCGCUGAAGAGGUGGGUGGCGGAGAGACUACAUCAGCUCCGCACUGGCCUCACUCCAUCUCCCACUGCCCCCGAGGUAUCAUUGACCUGCUAAACUCCCGCGCGUGCCGCUCGGCCAUAAUGUUCAAUGACAAGCUGAGCAAGAAGGAAUGCAAAGAAUUAAUAUCCACACUGGCGAAAUGCGUGUUUCCGUUCCACUGCGCGCACGGUAGGCCGAGUAUGGUGCCAACCAUGAGUUUGGGAUAUGUGGACGGUGACCAUGCGGGGAGUGAUGGAAAUGACGGUGUAACAUUUGGCGGUUUCGGAUGCGAUCCCAGAAAGGAGGAAGUUGGGUUUGCAAAGGCUUUUGGGGAUUGGGAGAAGGUUUUGACACAGUGACUCGGUUUUUUUUCUUAGAUGAUUUCGUGUGUUUUGUAUUAGUUAGCUUUGGAAUUUGGGCCAUUUGGCUGCUGGUUGUGGUAGCGUGUCGUCCUGUAUGUAUAUUAUACCCAGGAGGAAGCAUAUAAUCAUAUUUCGAGUCCACG
This is a messenger RNA of Coccidioides posadasii C735 delta SOWgp, 3596 nucleotides long. It is a transcript of the gene MLH3, whose product is annotated as DNA mismatch repair protein. Gene Ontology annotation, molecular function: ATP binding; ATP hydrolysis activity; ATP-dependent DNA damage sensor activity. NCBI's taxonomy places the organism in Eukaryota, Fungi, Ascomycota, Eurotiomycetes, Onygenales, Onygenaceae. Gene Ontology annotation, biological process: mismatch repair. Gene Ontology annotation, cellular component: mismatch repair complex. The record is from RefSeq and is a predicted model, not a curated record.